GUGUAGCUAUAGCCUUUAUAUAAGCCACAGCAAAUCAGCUCUUACAACCAACUAAACAUAAACAAAAUAUGUCUCUUUCUCUCUAACCAUUCUUUCCAAACUAAGUACUUGGUAUCUAUAUAUAUCGAACUAUUAUUCUUUUACCUCUUAUUCUCGCCACAUUAUUUGAUAGAGUUUAUUCAUUAUAUCUAAGUAAGUAUGGUUCUAAGCUUAGCCAAAGCUACUGUAAGGAACUUUUGUUUGAUUGUUUUGGUAUUGGGUCUUGUUUGUGCUGAAGAUCCGUACAGAUUCUUUGAUUGGAAUAUCACCUAUGGUGAUAUAUAUCCUCUUGGCUUUCGCCAACAGGGAAUUCUGAUAAAUGGUCAAUUUCCGGGACCUGACAUUUACUCGGUCACCAACGAUAAUCUCAUUAUCAAUGUUCACAACAGCUUACCGGAACCUUUUCUUAUUUCAUGGAAUGGAGUACAAAACAGGAGAAAUUCGUUUCAAGAUGGUGUGUACGGAACAAAUUGCCCAAUUCCUCCAGGCAAGAACUUCACUUACAAACUACAAGUGAAAGAUCAAAUUGGAAGUUACUACUAUUUCCCUUCUUUGGGCUUUCAGAAGGCUGCUGGUGGAUUUGGGGCCAUUAAAGUGCUCAGCAGGCCCAGAAUCCCAGUCCCAUUUCCUGAACCAGCUGGAGAUUACUCUCUCCUCAUUGGAGAUUGGUACAAGUUUGGCCACCAGGCAUUGCAGAAAAUUCUUGAUGGCGGUCACAGACUUCCUAACCCAGAUAAUAUUCUAAUCAAUGGCAGACCAAACGGUACCACAUUAACAUUUGAACCAGGUAAAACCUACAGACUUAGGAUAUCCAAUGUUGGUAUACAAAACUCUCUCAAUUUCCGAAUUCAAGGCCACAAGAUGAAAUUAGUCGAAGUCGAAGGGACCCACACUGUCCAAACCACGUAUUCGUCCCUUGACGUCCACGUAGGCCAAUCUUAUUCUGUGCUUGUCACAGCAGAUCAGACACCUCAAGACUAUUACAUUGCGGUCUCAACUCGGUUCACUCGUAAUAUUAUUACUUCCACUGCUAUCCUUCACUACAGCAACUCGGCCAGUGCAGUUUCAGGCCCAAUUCCUGGUGGGCCAACUAUCGAAAUUGAUUGGUCCCUCAACCAGGCCCGAUCCAUUAGGACCAACCUAACAGCUAGUGGGCCAAGACCAAACCCACAGGGCUCGUACCAUUAUGGUCAAAUUAACAUUUCAAGAACCAUAAGGUUAGAGAGCUCGGCAGCUCAAGUUGGUGGGAAGCAAAGAUAUGCACUAAAUAGUGUGUCCUUUAUCCCAGCUGAUACUCCCCUUAAGUUGGCAGAUUACUUCAAUAUUGAUGGUGUUUUCAAAGUUGGAAGCAUCUCAGAUAACCCUUCUUCCGAAAAAAUGUACCUUGACACAUCGGUCAUGGGUGCUGAUUAUAGAGCUUUUAUUGAGAUUGUUUUUCAAAAUCGUGAAAAUAUUGUACAAAGCUAUCACCUUGAUGGGUACAACUUUUGGGUCGUGGGAAUGGAUGGAGGGCAAUGGAGUCCAGAAAGUAGAAAACAAUAUAACCUUGCUGAUGCAGUUUCACGAUGCACCACUCAGGUAUACCCAAAGUCUUGGACUGCAAUAUAUGUGGCGUUGGAUAAUGUGGGUAUGUGGAAUUUGAGGACAGAGUUUUGGGCAAGGCAAUACCUUGGACAACAAUUCUAUCUUCGAGUUUACACACCUGUCAAGUCUACACGUGACGAAUAUUUGAUUCCCCAAAAUGCCCUUCUUUGUGGAAGAGCCGAAGGCAAAAGCACAACCCCAUAAACAAAAAAGCUGCUUCAAUGAUUGAUACAUAAUGUUAAAUCUUUACGUAUUUAGUAAUUUUAAUUUUAUUAAUUAUCAUAAUUCAAAUUUCAUUCUUUGAAUACCUUUGCAUUUUUUUAAGUUGUAUGUAUACACCUAUAUUUUAACAUAAUAAAGUAUAUGUAUCCUUUCAUUAAAA
Messenger RNA from Cannabis sativa, 2005 nucleotides. Its product is annotated as L-ascorbate oxidase homolog. The transcript is spliced from 8 exons. The record is from RefSeq and is a predicted model, not a curated record. Bases 199 to 1827 code for a protein of 542 amino acids. Gene Ontology annotation, molecular function: copper ion binding; oxidoreductase activity. NCBI's taxonomy places the organism in Eukaryota, Viridiplantae, Streptophyta, Magnoliopsida, Rosales, Cannabaceae.